GGCUGUGCAUGUGUACGUGUGUGUGUGUGUGCUGCCAGUCAUAUAAAACCACACAUACCUUUUCUUCAGAGUUCAGACACUUGUUUUCAUCUUUGUCUGCCAGACCUGUCUCCUCCAGCUCAGCACACCAGUAAGACUACUAUACUAUGGCGACCAAGAUGGUCAUCGAUCAGCCCAAGCCGGUUGUAAUCACUCCAAGUGGGGAACAGUGGUCUAGUGGCAUCUGCGAGUGUGACAGCAUCUGUGACUGUUGCUUCGCAUUCUGGUGUUACCCCAUCUUCAACUGCAUCACAGCCAAGGACCAUGGCGAGUGUUUGUGCCUACCUCUGCUAGAGUGCUGGGGACUCAUCCCACCCAUUACCAUGGCCAUGAGAGUGUCUACCAGACUCACCUAUGGCAUCGAGGACACCAUAUGCAACGACUGCGUGUACGCCUGCUGCUGUGGUCCAUGCUCCUGGUGCCAAAUAAGGCGAGAGAUGAAGUCCCGUCACCAUCCUAUCACAAGCUUCCAGAGAAGGAAAUAAUCAUCCAUGGUCAUCAUCAUGAUUUCCUACAUCAGAGGAAUUUUAACACUUUCAGAAUCAUCCAAGAGACAACAGAGACUUUUUUGUUCAUCUUUUGCUUGGGGCUCAAGUCUGAUAUGUGUCAGUCAAAAUGCUCAUGUAUGAAGACGUUUACAUUAUGAGAAAGAAAAAUCUGUAAAAAAAAAAAAAAAUGUUCAGGGCCCCUUUGUAUUUAUAGUGAUGUGAUUAUUAUUUUAUAUUAGCAUUUCCAUAGCCAUUUUUGUCUGUGUAAUAUUUACUCAAUCAGCACUUUUGUUAACUGUUCUGGUUCUUAAACUUUGAA
Molecule: messenger RNA, 846 nt
Organism: Hemibagrus wyckioides
Lineage: Eukaryota; Metazoa; Chordata; Actinopteri; Siluriformes; Bagridae
Product: PLAC8-like protein 1
Exons: 4
Coding region: 147-524 (125 amino acids)
Source: RefSeq, a predicted model, not a curated record